AUGUCGACAAUCACUCGUACACUCCGGAACCUCUGGAGAAUAGGAUUUAAGGAAUAUGGCCACCAAAUGCAGUACAUGGGCGAUACGAAAGCCGGGACCCUAGUCGCCAUCGACCGAUACGGAAACAAGUACUAUGAAAACAAUGCCGAGUUACCACUCCGAACACGAUGGGUGGAUUACAAGCAAAAGGAACUUGAUGCCUCUCAUGUCGAGCCCGGAUGGCACGGAUGGCUGGCUUACAUGGUCAACAAACCGCCAACCGAAGACAAAAUCAUGCAGACAGGCGUGCGGACAUGGGAAACCCCCGAACACAGACCGAACCUGACACUAUCCCGCGCCGCAUUCAAAACAUAUUCGACGACCAAACCAAAGUACUCUGCUUGGGACCCGGUUGCGAAACCGAGAUAG
Messenger RNA from Coccidioides posadasii C735 delta SOWgp, 408 nucleotides. RefSeq lists its product as uncharacterized. The record is from RefSeq and is a predicted model, not a curated record. Gene Ontology annotation, cellular component: membrane. NCBI's taxonomy places the organism in Eukaryota, Fungi, Ascomycota, Eurotiomycetes, Onygenales, Onygenaceae. Gene Ontology annotation, biological process: response to oxidative stress; mitochondrial respiratory chain complex I assembly.